Molecule: messenger RNA, 1659 nt
Organism: Elgaria multicarinata webbii
Lineage: Eukaryota; Metazoa; Chordata; Lepidosauria; Squamata; Anguidae
Product: keratin, type II cuticular Hb5-like
Exons: 10
Coding region: 1-1659 (552 amino acids)
Biological process (GO): keratinization; intermediate filament organization
Cellular component (GO): keratin filament
Molecular function (GO): structural constituent of skin epidermis
Source: RefSeq, a predicted model, not a curated record
AUGUCUUCUCCAUCGAGCCCUGGGAAUGGACCCAAUAAUUUUACUUCCUGCUCAGACGUCCUUCCACCAACUGGGAACAAAAGCCACAUCAGUGCUCCCUGCCCUUCUAGGGGAUACAAAUCUGGUUUCCAGGGAGCCGGUUACUUUAGCAGCAGAAGCCUGGGUGGCUUCAACUCACAAGGAUCUAGAACAGCAGGUGGUAGCUAUCUGCCCGCUAGAUAUGGUUAUGCUCACUGGGGAGUCGGCACGGGAUUCGGCUACCCUGGCGCUGGAUACAGUUACAAUGCGUUUGGCUCAUAUGGCGUUAGGCGGGCCUCAGGCAGCACCACUGGGACUCCCUUCAUCACCCCCGUAACCUGUAAUGAGACUCUAUUGCGACCUCUCAACCUAGAAAUCAACUCUGCAGCCCAAGCCGUGAAGUGCCAAGAGAAGAAUGAACUCCAGUGCCUGAAUAGCAAGUUUGCUUGUUUCAUUGACAAGGUCCGAUUCCUGGAGCAGCACAACUUGAUGCUGAAGACCAAGUGGGACUUCUUGAAAGAAAAGAAGCGCCAGAAAAGCAACAUGGAGCCCCUGUUUAGUGAAUACAUCAGUCGGCUGAGGAAGGAACUUGAGUGCCUAGAAUGGGAGAGGAAUCAGCUGCAGGUAGAAAUGAACAACUGGAGAGAAACUAUGGAAGGGAACAAGAAGAGGUUUGAAGAGGAAUGCAACAGAAGGGCCUGUGCUGAAAAUGAAUAUGUGGCACUUAAAAAGGAAGUUGAUUGUGUCUUCAUGAACAAGUCAGAGAAAGAAGCCAAGGUGGAGACAUUGAUGCAAGAUAUUUGCUUUUACAGAGCUACCUUUGAGGAGGAAAUCUGUGAGUUGCAGUCGUGCAUCUCAGACACCUGUGUGACAGUGAAAAUGAAUAACAGUCGAGGCCUGGAUGUGGCCUGCAUCGUCGAGGAGUUCCACCGCCGGUACGAAGACAUUGCCUCCCGGAGCCGAGCUGAGGCGGAGGCUUGGUGCCAGUGCCAGUAUCAGGAGCUAAGGACAACGGCCACCAAACACUGCGACAAUCUACGCAAUGUCAAGGAUGAGCUUGAUGAACUGACCCGGGUAGUUCACAGACUGAAGGCUGAAAUCUCCAAUGUCAAAGUCCAGCGUUGCAAACUGGAAGAGGAGGUGGCUGGAGCUGAAGACCGUGGGGAGAGGGCUGUGAAAGAUGCCAAAUGCAAGCUGGUUGAUCUGGAGGAUGCCCUGCACAAGGCCAAGCAGGACAUGGCUUGCCAAUUACGGGAGUAUCAGGAACUGAUGAACCUCAAGUUGGCCCUGGAUAUUGAGAUCGCCACCUACAGGAAGCUGCUGGAAGGAGAGGAAUGCAGGAUGGGUGAUGGAGAAUGCGCUGUGAACAUCUCUGUGCAAAGGAGUCAGGGUGCAGUUGUGUGCAACGUCGACCCCAGCCUUGGCCCAGGGAGAGGUGGAGGCGUUCUGACAAAUGGAAGAGACACCUGCAGCAAUGCAGGCUUCAAGAGAGGCAUGGCCGCCGGCUGCCCCCCCUGCGGAGAUAUGGGUCCCCCGUGUGGAGACAUGUGUCACUUUCAAUUCAUCAUCUACUUGCAGUGCAUUUUGAAUGUCACCCGCUUCCUCCAGACCCAAAGGGGCUUCCAGGCGGAGAGCUCCUAG